Molecule: messenger RNA, 2661 nt
Organism: Serinus canaria (Common canary)
Lineage: Eukaryota; Metazoa; Chordata; Aves; Passeriformes; Fringillidae
Product: proteoglycan 4-like
Exons: 1
Coding region: 1-1809 (602 amino acids)
Source: RefSeq, a predicted model, not a curated record
AUGGUGGCUCCAGCUGCCCCUCCAGUGGCCAAAGCAGCUCCUGGGAGCCCGGUCAGUGCCCCCUGUGCCCCUGUCACAGCAGCCAUGGCAGCUCCCCCCUCUCCAGCUGCCCCUCCCUCAGCCAAAGAUGCUGCCAAGGGCUCUGUUGCUGCCUCAGCUGCCACUCCAAGUGCCCCCAGCCCAGCUCCAACCACCCCACCUGCAGCCAAAACUGCUCCCAAGAGCCCUGUUGCUGCUCCCCCAUCCCCUGCCACCCCAGCUCCUGCAGCUCCACCAGCUCCAGCUGCACCCCCAGCAGCUGAAACACCCCCAAAGAGCCCUGCCAAAGCCACCCCAACUCCUGCCACCCCCACUGAGGACAAGACACCCCCAAAGAGCCCUGCCAAAACCACCCCAGCUCCAGCCACCCCCACUGAGGACAAGGCACCCCCAAAGAGCCCUGCCAAAACCACCCCAGCUCCAGCAUCCCCUGGAGCAGACAAAAAACCUCCCAAGGGCAGCCCUGUCACUGCCCCAUCCACUCCUGUGGCUCCAGCCCCUUCAGCUGCCCCUGCUGAGGACAAGGCACCCCCAAAGAGCCCUGCCAAAGCCACCCCAGCCUCUCCUGAGGCCAAGGCACCUCCAAAGAGCCCUGUCAAAGCUACCCCAGCCCCUGCUGAGGCCAAAACACCCCCAAAAAGCCCUGCCAAAGCCACCCCUGCUCCAUCAGCCUCACCUGAGGACAAGGCACCCCCAAAGAGCCCUGCCAAAGCCACCCCAGCUUCUCCUGAGGCCAAGGCACCUCCAAAGAGCCCUGUCAAAGCUACCCCAGCCGCUGCUGAGGCCAAAACACCCCCAAAGAGCCCUGCCAAAGCCACCCCAGCUCCAGCAGCCUCUCCUGAGGCCAAAACACCCCCAAAGAGCCCUGCCAAAGCCACCCCUGCUCCAUCAGCCUCACCUGAGGACAAGGCACCUCCAAAGAGCCCUGUCAAAGCCACCCCAGCCCCUGCUGAGGCCAAGGCACCCCCAAAGAGCCCUGCCAAAGCCACCCCAACUCCAGCCACCCCCACUGAGGACAAGACACCCCCAAAGAGCCCUGCCAAAACCACCCCAGCCUCUCCUGAGGCCAAAACACCCCCAAAGAGCCCUGCCAAAGCCACCCCAGCUCCAGCAUCCCCUGGAGCAGACAAAAAACCUCCCAAGGGCAGCCCUGUCACUGCCCCAUCCACUCCUGUGGCUCCAGCCCCUUCAGCUGCCCCUGCUGAGGACAAGGCACCCCCAAAGAGCCCUGCCAAAGCCACCCCAGCUCCAGUGGCCCCUGCUGCAGCCAAAGGACCCUCAAAAAGUCCUGCUGAAGCCAAGGCAUCCCCAAAGAGCCCUGCCAAAGCCACUCCCCCUCCAGCCACCCCUGCUGAGGCCAAGGCACCCCCAAAGAGCCCUGCCAAGACCACUCCAACUCCAGCAGCCACAACCCCACCUCCUGCCCCAGCCACGGGCAUUUCUGGUGCCCCUCCAAAGCCCCCAGCCCCUUCCAAGAAGCAGCAGCCCCCCAGCAAUAACAAGGUGGCCAAGGCGGCCGCCCGCUCCCCCUCGAAAGCCGCGCCCGGCGCUGACGACGAGGACCUGCCACCUCUGCUCCCCCCAGAGCCACCCGUGCUGCUGGAGCUGUCCCCUCCCACGGGGGUCCUGGCACCACAGCCUGUCCUCAAGAAUGACAAGGGUAUUUGUCCAUAUGUGCAUGGAGUGUCACUGGCUGCCCACGGGGUACUAACGGUGUGCCCGGUGGGCACGGGGAGGGACGGGACUGGGCACGGUGCCAGCGGUCACUAACGCGUGUCCUCGGGCACGGAGCACGGUGUGAUGUUUGUGGUUUGUGGUUUGUUUGUGGCAUGGGCACUGCGAGAUGAGUUGAGCUGAGCUGAGCUGGCUUCACACCGAGGAGAUGCCACGUGCCUGGCACUGCUGUGUGUGGUGGCCUCGUGGUGGCCUCAUGUCCGGCUGGCACUGUUGGUGCCAAACUGGGCUGUCCCCACGCUAUGCCUGAAGUGUUGGGAGCCCAGGACACACCUUGACACCUGCAGAGAGGUUUGCCAAGGCUCCUGUGGGCCAUGUGGCCCUUCCCAGAGGACUGGAUCCAGGUAACGGCUGCAUGGGAGCAUCAGGGUCACCUCCAGGUGACCUCCAAGGCUGGGGACACUCAGCUCUGCUUCAAUAACUGGUGUGGUCAGUGCCGUGGGUCACAACUGCAGCUGGUGGUGGCCCUCUGGGCACCCAGAGGUGCUGUCCCCUGAGGGGGGUUCAGGGUUAUCCCAGAUUAUCCCUGUGGUGAAGCCACGGAUGUGCAGCAGCCCUGGGGGCCCGGUGAGGGGGUCUCAGUGCCGUGUGUCAGCUCUGGGUUUGAGGGGACUCAAGAGAGGCCCUGUCACACUAAGCUACUGCCACCUCAGCACCCUGGGAGUGCCACCCACCUCCUCCAGGCAGUGCCACAGGCUGGAGCCACCUCGGGCACCUGUGGGGCUCUGGCACCCUGCUCCCACCAUGGCAAGGCUGAGAACCCACUCGUGCCACCCUGCUGAUGGCAUUCAGGGCGCAGGGAAUGCUCCAUCCACCACCUACCUGGGCUGACUGGUGGCAAACCAGUGUGGCCUGGACCUACCUGAGAUGGGAGGAGUGAGGGGUGUG